Molecule: messenger RNA, 2270 nt
Organism: Tripterygium wilfordii
Lineage: Eukaryota; Viridiplantae; Streptophyta; Magnoliopsida; Celastrales; Celastraceae
Exons: 7
Coding region: 264-2270 (668 amino acids)
Source: RefSeq, a predicted model, not a curated record
ACAGAAAACAGCAAAAGGUCAAGGACGAAAAAUGAAAAUACACACCAGGAGAAAAAAGAAAAAAAAAACGUAAUUUAAAUCUUAAUUUCUCAGCGACAAAUAACAGCUAUAUAUGUAGCUAACGCUCAUUAGUCUUUUUCUUCGUACUUCGCACUCUUAAAAACCUGUCACUCUCGUCUCUUUCAAUUUUUUCAAAGCAUGAGAUGGUGAUCAUCUGAAAAACGAAUUCGAUUGAGGAAGAAAUCGAAAGAGGAAGAUAAAUUAUGUUUAGGUUUCGUAAGAGCCAUUCUGAUAAACAUGGAGAACGAUUCGAUUUCAAGUUUUCGAACUUUCACGCUCUUCAGGUUCCAAAAGGAUGGGACAAGCUUUAUGUGUCCAUCAUCUCUGUAGAAACAGGAGGAACUAACAGGUCUGGGAAAGCAUCUGUAAGGAAUGGUAGUUGUAGAUGGACAGACACCUUUUUGGAGUCUGUAUAUUUUUCCGAGAAUGAUGAUUCAAAAGGGAGUGAAGAAUGCAUUUUCAAGCUUAUUGUCGCCAUGGAAUCUUCAAGAUCAGGCAUCCUUGGAGAGACCGCGAUUAAUUUGGCUGGUUACAAAAGCUUGAAAAUUUCUGCUUCUCUGUCCUUACCCUUGAAGAAAUGCAACCAUGGGACCAUCUUACAAGUCAAUAUUCAGUGUCUAAUGCCAAUAACAGUGGUCAGGAUUGAGCAGUGGAAAGACACAGCUUCAUAUACAGAGGAAGUGAAUGUUGACUAUGAUGAUAUGGAUUACAAAUCAGAUGUUUCUGACAGUACAAUCACUAGGAGCAUUGGAUCUACUUCUAGUAACCACAUAGACAGCUUAUCUCUGCCAGGAGAUCUAUUUAGCAAGGACUAUAGUUUCUCUCAACAUCGGGUUCACGUCAUAGCUGACUCUGUGGAGGGUUCCUUUGACAGGGAAAGUUAUUCCCCUCGAAGUGACUUAACUGGUUCUAUGAACGGUGCGAUUGCAAGAAAAAAUUUCACUGGUUCCUUCAGUGCUUCUUCUUAUGGAUCUUGUUUUAAUAGUUCUCCUCGAAUGAAUCAUUUGCCCUUCAAUUCAAAGGUUUCAGUUUCAGGUGGCCGCUCUCAGAAUCCAAGAGAUUAUCAUAAUCAGGCUCCAACCACUGUUGCACCAUCACCAUUCCAAAAUACUGGUUCAACUAAUGACCUAGAAGCUGCUACCAUUAAAACUGGAGAGCUUCGAGCAGAAGCUAGAAUGUGGGAACAAAAUGCUCGAAAAUUAAUGAGCAAUGUGGAAGAAUUGCAGAAGCAACUGUCAGACCAAGUAAAGCACCAGGAAACUCUCAAUAUCGCUUUUUCGGCAUCACGUGAAGAAUGUGAGGGUUUGAGGCAUGAAGUCAAACAACUCAAAAUUAUGUUAGAAGAAUCAAAGUCGAAAAAUAAUGGCCCUGAGAUCCUUAAGUUUCCGGCACAGGAUCUAGGUAAUAUCCAGGAAUUAAAAUGUGAGCUAAAGUUUCAGCAGGAUUCAAAUGCUAGCUUGGCUAUGCAGCUGCAGAAAACCCAAGAGUCAAAUAUUGAGCUCUUUUCAAUUCUUCAGGAACUGGAGUUGACCAUAGAGGAGCAGAAAGUACAAAUUGCCAAUCUCUCAAAAACACAACUGGAAUAUGAAGGUGCAGAAAACUAUAGUUAUGGAUAUGAAGCCAAAGAGGAAGCAAACCAGAGCAAGCGAGUUAUGGCCAAAAGCAUGAAGAGGGUCUCUUGGGCUUCAGAUGUUAAAGAUCAUACCAAUGAAUAUCAAUUAAGAAAUCUGAAUGAAGAUUCUGCACCUGAUGAUAACCGGAACAUAGAAUUCCAGCAGCAGCAGUUGUGGGAAUCCCUAGAGAAUUUGAAGUGUAAAAUUCAACUUCUAGAGAAGUCUCUGGUGGAAAAAGAUCAGGAGAUAGAGAUUGAAAGAGAUCGCAAAAUGCAAGCUCUAAAAGACUGCGAGGCUAAAUGGAGGGGUCGAGUAGUUGUCGAAGAGGAAAAAAUCAUCAUUUUGGAAGCAAAGCUAUCUGAAGCCUUAAACCUGCAAGUCAGUUUUGAGAAUGGAGACAAUUGCAAUUUAGUUAAAGAUAUUGAUGAUUUAAAACAGAAGGUCCAGGAGCUUGAGACAGAUUGCAAUGAGCUUACUGAUGAAAAUCUUGAACUUGCAUUGAAGCUUAAAGAAUCGAAAAGGGAUCUUAAGACAUGCAGUUCUUGUAGUAAUUCUUUAUCAAAUAAAAGACCUGAAGAAGAAAGAAGCCUACAUUGA